ACCAGCAAUGAAUGAGGAUUGCCUGUAGCUUCGCAUCUUCACCAAUAUUUGGUGUUGACUCAGUGACCAUUGAGGAUGUGGCUGUGAACUUCACCCCAGAGGAGUGGGCUUUACUGAAUCCUUCACAGAAGAAACUCUACAGAGGUGUGAUGUGGGAAACCUUCAGGAACCUGGCCUCAAUAGGUAAAACAUGGGAUGAUCAUGAUAUUGAAGAUCAGUACAAAAACUGGGGGAGACAGCUAAGAAGUCAUAUGUUAGGGAGACUUUGUGAGACUGAAGAGGGUAGUCAAGAUGGAGAAAACUUCAGCCUUAUUCCAAAUCUCAAUCUGAACAAGAAAACUGCAGGAGCUAAACCAUGUGAAUGCAGUGCAUGUGGAAAAGUCUUCAUGCAUCAUUCAUCCCUUAAUAGGCACAUUAGAUGUCACACUGAACACAAACCAUAUCACUAUCAAAAAUGUGAAGAAAAGCCAUAUAAAUGUAAGGAAUGUGGGAAAGCCUUCACUUUUCCCCAUUUGCUUCAAAUACAUGAAAGAACUCAUACUGGAGAGAAACCCUAUGAAUGUAAAAAUUGUAGUAAAGUAUUCAUUUCACCAAGUUUACUUAAAAAACAUGAACGACUUCAUACUGGAAAGAAACCCUUUGAAUGUAAAAUAUGUGGUAAAGCCUUCAGGUUUCCCAGUGAUGUUCAAGGACAUGAAAGAAGUCAUACUGGAGAGAAACCGUAUAACUGUAAGACAUGUGGGAAAGCCUUCAGUUUUUCCUUUAGUGUUCGAGUACAUGAAAGAAUUCAUACUGGAGAGAAACCCUAUGGAUGUAAGGAAUGUGGGAAAGCCUUUAUAACUCCCUCAAGCCUUCGAGCACACAUGAUCACUCACACUGGAGAUGGGCCUUAUAAAUGUAAGGAAUGUGAGAAAGUAUUCAUUUCUCCCAGUAUAUUUCGAAUACAUGAAAGGAGUCACACGGGAGAGAAACCCUUUGAAUGUAAAGAAUGCAGUAAAGCAUUCACUUCUUCCAGUUCUCUUCGAAAACAUGAAAGAACUCAUACUGGAGAGAAACCCUAUGAAUGUAAAAUAUGUGGUAAAGCCUUCAGUUUUUCUAGUAAUGUUCAUGUACAUGAAAGAACUCAUACUGGAGAGAAACCCUAUGAAUGUAAAAAAUGCAAUAAAGCAUUCAUUUCUCCCAGUUUACUUCAAAAACAUGAAAGAAUUCAUACUGAAGAGAAAAGCUUUGAAUGUAAAAUAUGUGGGAAAGCCUUCAGGUUUUCCAAUUCUCUUCAAAUACAUGAAAGAACUCACACUGGAGAGAAACCCUAUGAAUGUAAAAAAUGCAGUAGAGCAUUCUCUUCUUCCAGUUAUCUUCAAAUACAUGAAAGGAGUCACACUGGAGAAAAACCGUAUGAAUGUAAAAAAUGCAGUAAAGCAUUCACUUCUUCUAAUUCUCUUCAAAUACAUGAAAGGAGUCACACUGGAGAAAAACCGUAUGAAUGUAAAAAGUGCAGCAAAGCAUUCACUUCUUCCAGUUAUCUUCAAAUACAUGAAAGGAGUCACACCGGAGAGAGACCCUAUGAAUGUAAAAAAUGCAGUAAAGCAUUCACUUCUUCCAGUUAUCUUCAAAUACAUGAAAGGAGUCACACUGGAGAGAAACCCUAUGAAUGUAAAAAAUGCAGUAAAGCAUUCAGUUGUUCAAGUUCUCUUCGAAAACAUGAAAGAACUCAUACUGGAGAGAAACCCUAUGAAUGUAAAAUAUGUGGUAAAGCCUUCAGUUUUUCCAGUAAUGUUCAUGUACAUGAAAGAACUCAUACUAGAGAGAAACCUUCUGAAUAUAAAAAAUACAGUAAAGCAUUCACUUCUUCAAGUUCUCUUUGAAAACGUGAAAGAACUCAUACUGGAGAGAAACCUUAUGAAUGUAAAAAAUGCAGUACAGCAUUCACUUCAUCCAGUUCUCUUCAAAAAUGUGAAAUCCUAUGAAUGUCAGUAAAAUGAGAAAUUGUUUAUUUCUUGUGAAAACUUUCUAGGAUAUGUAAGAAUCCACACCAGAGGAAAACCCAUGUAAAUGUAAAGAAUGAGGAAAAGCCUUUUGUCAUCCCAGUUCUUUCUGAAGGCAUGAAAGGACUCACUUGAUAAAACCUUCUUGAAUAUAAACAGCAUGAGAAAGACUUCAAUUGGCCUAUGUCCUUCUAUGUGUAACUUCUAAACAGAAAGAAAUAUAAAUGUAAGUCAUAUGAGAAAGCUUGAUGGAAAUUAAUUCAUAUAUAAUGUUCUAGAAAACUUUCAACAUGAAAGACGUUAUAAAGUUGUAAAUAUAUUGUUUUCCAUGCCUCUUCUUAAAAUAGCAACACUGGAUUGUGGAUUUCUAUGAAUUACUUUCAGAAAAGAAUAUUGAGGUGAGAUAAUUCUGCAAGUCAGCCGUCAUCAAUACUGCAUAAAGAUUAAUAAGUGGUGCUUUUUUCUUAAAUCACUUAAUAAUAUUUUCUCUUUAAUUUUUUUUAUAAUGUUUUAAUUGUUCUGUGUUAAGGGGCCAUUGAAAAAUGACAGUUUGUAUUUGUUGGGAUUUUCUUACUGGCCUUGUGUUGCAGAUCCUGGAUAUGCCCAAUCCAUGGCAUAUAUUGUUCCUUUAUUAGAGAAAGCUCCUUUUUUGGGGUGGUGGGCAUAGGAGCUUAUUUUUAUUUUCCAUACUAUUAAACAGUUGGAAUAAAUUUUUAUGUAUGGGAAGUUUAUCAACGAGUAAACUUUCCUGUGAAUUCUCAUUUUCAUAUUUGGGCCUUUGCUCUUGGUCCUCCCUUCUGACUGGUAUUUGGUGAAUAGACUUUGAGUUAAGUAGAGGCCUGUGAUAGGGCAACAAAAUCUAGAGCUGGACACAUCACCCCUGUAUUGUGUUAUGUCAGUAAGGGUAAUAUGAAGAACUUCAUCUUCAAGAAUCCUCCCUUUAUGGUUCCAUGUUGGAAUUCACCAAUAGCCUCACUUGCAUGAGAUUUGGAAGGGAGAAGCAAACAAGGCAUUAGGCAGAUUUUGGAACCAGCAUACAAGAAGAGAGACAAUUAUGUGUCCUCUCGAGGACACCAUCUUCCAGCCCAUUUCCUGAUUCUUUGCCCUUCUAGUCAAGAGUAUCUUGAAAACCACCACUAACUGUUUGAUUUCCAUUUUCUUAAUGAUGUAUUUUCCAAUAUGUUUUCACAACUUUCGUAUCCAAGAUCCACUAGAGUUGGGAUUUUUCUAUAAGGCCUCUUGUGUCCACUAGUGAACUUAUUCAGACAUUUGUGCUUAGGAGUAGUCUCUAAUUCCCCUCUUCUCUGGAUGAUAUCUGAAUAAGGUCUAAUGUGUAUAGGAAACACCUUAUGCUGUUAAUAGUGCUAGUGAGUGUGUUUUCCUGAAUCACCAUGAUGUCUACAAUAGAGCGGUAAAAAAAGGGAUGUGGGAGUUUGUUUCUCUGCUGCAUUGUGCAUUGGCUGCCUUGACCGAGUUCUUCCACAUGAGAACAAUCACCUUUCUCAUGUCAGGAAUAUGGUGUGUGUUUCGUGUUACUUGUAGCUGAAUGUAUUCCCUCAAUGUGUUUUCAAUAAUGUUUGAUUGUAUGUUAUUAAAAAUUUUAUACAUUUCCUUGAGAAAUGAACACUACUCUGGUUUUCUCAUUGAUAUAUUUUAUCAACUGUUUUCUAAUACAUCAUAUGCUAAUAAAUAUUAUGGUUUUCAUUUCCUCUGAAUAUAUUAAAUUUCAUUUUAAUUAUGGAUUUUCAGAUAUA
Molecule: messenger RNA, 3739 nt
Organism: Diceros bicornis minor
Lineage: Eukaryota; Metazoa; Chordata; Mammalia; Perissodactyla; Rhinocerotidae
Product: zinc finger protein 709-like
Exons: 4
Coding region: 12-1865 (617 amino acids)
Biological process (GO): regulation of transcription by RNA polymerase II
Cellular component (GO): nucleus
Molecular function (GO): DNA-binding transcription factor activity, RNA polymerase II-specific; RNA polymerase II transcription regulatory region sequence-specific DNA binding
Source: RefSeq, a predicted model, not a curated record